Molecule: messenger RNA, 480 nt
Organism: Eublepharis macularius
Lineage: Eukaryota; Metazoa; Chordata; Lepidosauria; Squamata; Eublepharidae
Product: transcription factor HES-5-like
Exons: 3
Coding region: 1-480 (159 amino acids)
Biological process (GO): anterior/posterior pattern specification; regulation of neurogenesis; regulation of transcription by RNA polymerase II
Cellular component (GO): nucleus
Molecular function (GO): protein dimerization activity; DNA-binding transcription factor activity, RNA polymerase II-specific; RNA polymerase II cis-regulatory region sequence-specific DNA binding
Source: RefSeq, a predicted model, not a curated record
AUGGCACCUUCUGGCCUCGUGUUCAUGUCUCAAAGUGGCCUGCUCACGCCUAAGGAGAAAAACAAACUGAGAAAACCGGCAGUGGAGAAAAUGCGCCGUGACCGCAUGAACAGUAGCAUUGAGCAACUGAAGGUCUUACUGGAGAAGGAAUUCCAGAGACACCAGCCCAACUCCAAGCUGGAGAAAGCUGACAUCCUAGAGAUGACUGUGGACUACCUGAGAGAGCAGAGAUGGCUGCAUUUGAAAGCCCUAGGGCCUGCUCAUAAAGACGCUCACCAUGACUUUAAAGAGGGCUACUCGAGAUGUCUCCAAGAGGCCUUCCGGUUCAUGUCUCUCCACAAAGUCCACAUCGAAACGCAAGCCAAGCUUGUGAACCAUUUCCAAAGGAACCAACUGUCCACUCCUGAAGUUGUCAGCUCGCCUCCUGCCUUGAAGCACUCAUCCUGCAAGAGCGCUCCUACGCUCUGGAGACCUUGGUAG